AUGCUUCUUAAUGUAUAUCGAGAAGCUGGUGUUGAAGCUGCAUUUCAGGCAUUUCAGACGGAGAUGAAGGGAUAUGAAAACACUCCACCGCUGUCGAAACCUGCACACCAGGACGGCCAAAACUUCUGGGAGAAUGAAUUCAUGCAAUUCACUAUAUACUAUCUUGACCUCCGCAAGAUUGUUGACAGCAAGGUCUCGAUCUGUGUUGCGGCGGGUGUCAAGAGUGCAGAUGCGUUUUAUGCGCCAACCACCGUCCCCCAGUCCCAAAUUCUGGGUUGCCCACGAUUUAUUUUCCCGGGCCAUCAUAGUGGAUACGAUGCGGAACCGAUUCCUUUCGCCACCGAGCUCCUCAAGGCACUGAAACUGCUAGAUGACCAGAGAAAUCGGGAUUAA
Molecule: messenger RNA, 393 nt
Organism: Penicillium daleae
Lineage: Eukaryota; Fungi; Ascomycota; Eurotiomycetes; Eurotiales; Aspergillaceae
Exons: 1
Coding region: 1-393 (130 amino acids)
Source: RefSeq, a predicted model, not a curated record